CUUGAACUGCCAAAACCUGAAUUUUAUACCAAAUGGAACUUUAACGGUCGAAGACCUUAAGCUUUGCCACCACAAGCAACUAUAUAUUCUCAUUUUUCAUCAUCCCAAACCUAACCCACCAUGCUCAUCCACCCACUUUCCACCGCAAAGUCAACGUUAAUAUGUACUUAUAUUUUAAUAAUCUUACAUAAAUAUAAUACAUUUUUGUAUAUCCUUGAGAAAUGUGUAGCAAUUAUUUCUUAAGUCUUAUAUCAGUUGAUUAUCUCAAAUUAUAUUAAUUUAACACCCAUUUGUGUGCUUAGAUUUUAGUGCUUUUUUGCUGUUUCCUUGACGUGAUUUGCGCUUUAUCCUAGUUCAUGAACAUGCCCGUAUGUGUUAUAAACUUAAUGUUCAAGAUUUUCCAGCUCUUUAGUUCACUUGGUGUUUGUUUCAAGCAAUUUUUAAUGCUGACUUUUAAGCUAAUGUACGUCAUUUCAUUGGAAGUUUUAGAUCAACUUAGUGCUAACUCUUUGAGUUUUUAUUACUGUUUCUUACUUCCUUGCCGACCCCAACUUGUUUGGAACUAAGACGUCGUAGUAGUUGUUGUCCAAUGUCACUUGGUGCUAAAACCAGGUAAUUAACAGUAUUUGGUCUGCUUAUAGAAAAUGAACUUAAUUUGAUAUUAAAUCUUCUGUUUUUGGUUUCAUUUGAUUAUUGGGAAAAUUGUAGGAUAGAAUUAUUGAAAUUUUAGUAUUGAUUGAGGAUGGGUGAGUCCAUCAUUUGCUUUAGAAAAUGUAGAUUAGGAAGAGUAAUGGGUUGCAUUCAGUUUGUGCUAGGUUCACUUGUUAUACUCGUGAGUCUUUCGAGUUUGUUUAGGUUUUAUUCUGCUGGAUUUUUCUUACACGAUGAGGAUAUAUGCCGCCAUUUUUAUGGAGUAAAGGAUGUUUAUGAUAGUUUCGAUAUAAGGGCACUGAGUUCUCGCGUUGAUGAAGUGCUCGAUAAGAUGGAGAGUUUGCAAGACAAAUUUGAAUUGAUUGUACAAGAGAUGGAGAAGAACAAAGAUGAGUUACAGAAAGGGAGUAUUCCCAAAUUGGAAUACAAGAGGUUCUUGGAAGAAGAGGUGAUUAAGCCUUUAUACUCUGCUCAUAUUGCCCUUAGGCAAAUUAGGAUGCCUAGAGUUGAAGGGAUUGGGAAUGUAACAAUUAAAGAAGAUCCCUUGAUUAAUAACUUUGUGAUUGAGGAGAUUCGAAAGUAUAUCACCCCGAAGGAGAAUAGACAUAAGAAGGUUAAUAUUUUUGGGACGCAGAAGAUUUAUAACACGAUAGGGCAUGCUUGUGUGUCGAUGAAGAAAGAAUUGGAGGAAUAUAUGGAUUAUGAUAUUGGUUCAUAUUGUAAAGAUGAUUGGAACAUUGCUCAGAAGCUUAUGAUUAAUGGCUGCGAUCCUUUGCCAAGGAGACGGUGUUUGGCAAGGGCCUCUAAGCUCUAUCAGAAGCCUUAUCCAAUGAACGAGUCCUUAUGGAGGAUCCCGGAUGGGAGAAAUGUUAGGUGGAACAAUUACCUUUGCAGGAACUACGAGUGCUUAUCGGGUAAGAAUCCUAAACGAGGCUACACUAAGUGCACCGGGUGUUUUGAAAUGGAGAAAGAAGAGCUAAAAUGGGUAACAAAUUCUUCACUUCCCGUGGAUUUCUUGAUCAGAGAUGUAUUGGCAGUUAAGCCAGGAGAGAUCAGAAUUGGUCUGGAUUUUGGUAUUGGUACGGGGACUUUUGCUGCAAGAAUGAGAGAGCAGAAUGUGACAAUCAUCUCAACUGCACUGAAUCUUGGAGCUCCUUUCAGCGAGACGAUAGCACUUAGGGGUUUGAUUCCACUCUAUGUGACAUUGAACCAGAGGCUUCCAUUCUUCGAUAACACUAUGGAUACGAUCCACACUGCUGGAUUUAUGGACGGUUGGAUCGAUCUUCAGCUGUUGGACUUCAUCCUAUUUGACUGGGAUCGCGUUUUGAGACCAGGGGGAUUGUUGUGGAUUGAUCGAUUCUUCUGUAAUAGGACUGAUCUGGAUGACUUUAUGUACAUGUUAUUGCAAUUCAGGUACAAAAAGCAUAAGUGGUCUAUUGCUCCUAAGGGCAAGGAUGAAGUUUACCUCUCUGCAUUGUUAGAAAAGCCACCUCGUUCAUUAUGAUGCGGAGCAUUAGAGCUGUCUUUGUUAUACUUGACACGUUAUUCAUAGGAUUCAUCUGUACUAUUUGUUCUGAUGUCUGCAAAUUGUAAGAAACUUGUGGUUCGCUUUAGUAUACUUGACAUUGUAUUCAUAGGAUUCAUCUUCAACAUUUAUUCUCUAUUGAAUAUUCUGAAUUUAGCAUUUACCUUACUGUUGUUCAUGAAGUGCAAAGGAUGCAUAUUGCUCAAUAACAA
This is a messenger RNA of Capsicum annuum, 2388 nucleotides long. RefSeq names its product probable methyltransferase At1g29790. Bases 743 to 2155 code for a protein of 470 amino acids. The record is from RefSeq and is a predicted model, not a curated record. The transcript has a single exon. Gene Ontology annotation, molecular function: methyltransferase activity. NCBI's taxonomy places the organism in Eukaryota, Viridiplantae, Streptophyta, Magnoliopsida, Solanales, Solanaceae.